CCUGACUUACUACUUGGCAUUUUCUUGUGGUAAAUUUUACCAUGGAUGAACUGAAUACCAAUAAUGGUGUUAAAGAACCAACUGAGAAAAGCGAAGAUGAAAAUUGUCAUACCAACAAGGAACCUCCCUCCAGUGCACCUCCCCCAACCAACGGUAGUCCUUCUUCCAACAACAUUCCUCACCAAGAAGGAAGCCAACACGCAGCAAGAACACAACAAGAAUACGCUCUCGUAAACGUCCCGCACAUACAGCAGCGCUGGGAGUGGGAUUGCGGACUGGCCUGUACCCAGAUGGUCCUCCGACACGUGUUAACCUCCCCACCGUCCGUCGACAGUUUCCGCGCCCUCUAUGAGAAGAUGGACUUUGGUUGUAGCGUGUGGACCGUGGACCUCGCUCGGAUCAUGGCUCACUUUAACGUCCCCCAUCUACUUUGCACACUAACUCUUGGCGUCGACAACGGGUACCAACAAGAGAGCUACUAUCUGGACCACUUUGAUAAAGACAAACAGAGAGUUAACCACCUAUUUACCAACGCCGCGUCCUUGGGAAUACGCACUGAGGAAAAGGCCGUAACCGUACAGCAUAUACGGCAUCAUCUAUCGGAAGGAAACGUAGCCAUCGUGUUGGUUGACUCCUCUAAACUACACUGCGUUUGGUGCAACGAGAACAAGGCUUGCUCUUGCUGGCCUUGUCACAUGCUGUGGUCUUGUUUAUCUGAAGGUUUAGAUGAAGAAGAAGUUUCUGUGGCCUCUGAUUCUGAAGUAAACGAGAAAGAGAAAAGAAGUGGCAAGAAUAUUCCUGGCUCUCAAGACAGGAAAGAAGAUGCAAAUGUACUUGAAGAAGAAAGACUACCAGACGUAUACCAAGACGCAGAUGCACAAAUUUCAGCUGGUGAUUCUGCAGAUCAAAAUAACAUUAAAUCGGAGCAUAGCCAAACAUCGGAAGAGACAUCUCCCAAACAAGGGAGCCCAGAAAAAGACAAAAACACAGCAAAAACACCUGACAAAUCCGACAAGUCUGGCUACCAGGGACAUUUCAUUGUUGUUUGUGGGUACAGCGAAGAAGGAAUUUUGUACAGAAAUCCCGGAUUGGCGACUGAUCUAUGCUGUUGUACGCAACAGAGUUUUGAAGACGCAAGAAAGAGUUACGGCACGGACGAGGAUAUCCUUUUUGUCUAUCAGCACAAAGACAGUGAUAGCAGUAUGUAAAUUUGUGGUUAGUUCGAUUUUAUUUUUAUGUACCACACAUGUUGGAGAGAGAGCUUUUUUUCUUUAGUUUAGGCCAUGUUUAGACCAUGUUUAUUUAAUUAUAUGGAUGACAUUAUAUAGAUGACAUAGAUAGGAUCAUCUCAGAAGUAAUUUUUAGCAAGCGUGGGGAAAAAUGCUUUGGCAAACAAUUUACCUUUUGUAUGAAAUCUAAUCAUCAGGAAGUUUGAACAAAUGACUCAACACAUUAAAGGGACAUAAUGUAGAAAUAUGGCGCCAAAAUUUGAAAUAUUCUGAACUUGAAAAUCGCCAUUCAGAUUGACAUUUGC
Messenger RNA from Branchiostoma floridae (Florida lancelet), 1534 nucleotides. Its product is annotated as protein GUCD1-like. Bases 42 to 1208 code for a protein of 388 amino acids. Lineage: Eukaryota; Metazoa; Chordata; Leptocardii; Amphioxiformes; Branchiostomatidae. The transcript has a single exon. The record is from RefSeq and is a predicted model, not a curated record.